Acomys russatus (golden spiny mouse) is the source of this 2219-nucleotide messenger RNA. RefSeq names its product collagen type XIII alpha 1 chain (gene Col13a1). The transcript has 33 exons. The coding region runs from base 44 to 1771 and encodes 575 amino acids. The record is from RefSeq and is a predicted model, not a curated record. Lineage: Eukaryota; Metazoa; Chordata; Mammalia; Rodentia; Muridae.
CAAAGGUCUACCAGGCGAGAAGGGUGCCCCUGGAGAUGCGGGGAUGUCUAUCAUCGGGCCUCGAGGCCCCCCUGGCCAGCCGGGCACUCGAGGCUUCCCUGGAUUUCCGGGUCCCAUUGGUCUUGAUGGCAAGCCGGGCCACCCCGGACCUAAAGGGGAGACGGGCCUGGUGGGUCCCCGAGGACAACCGGGACCUCAAGGACAAAAGGGAGAAAAGGGUCAAUGUGGCGAGUACCCACACCGGCUGUUGCCUCUCCUCAAUUCAGUGCGGCUGGCUCCACCCCCAGUCAUUAAAAGGCGGACCUUUCAGGGAGAACAAAGCCAGGCUGGCAUCCAAGGCCCUCCAGGGCCACCGGGCCCUCCAGGACCAAGUGGCCCCCUGGGACACCCAGGACUGCCAGGGCCUAUAGGGCCACCUGGCUUACCUGGGCCUCCUGGACCAAAGGGAGACCCAGGGAUCCAGGGCUACCAUGGCCGCAAGGGAGAGCGGGGCAUGCCGGGGAUGCCAGGCAAGCAUGGAGCCAAGGGGGCUCCUGGGACAGCUGUGGCUGGGAUGAAGAGCCUGUUUAAACUCUGCUUCCUCUCUCUGCAGGGUGAGAAGGGGGCUGCAGGCUCCCCUGGGCUCUCUGGCCUCCUGGGGCAGAAGGGAGAAAAAGGUGACUCUGGCAAUGCUAUUGGAGGAGGCAGAGGGGAGCCUGGCCCCCCAGGGCUCCCUGGGCCCCCUGGGCCAAAGGGAGAAGCUGGUAUUGAUGGCCAGGCUGGGCCCCCAGGACAGCAAGGAGACAAGGGACAGCCAGGAGCAGCUGGGGAGCAGGGACCAGCUGGCCCUAAGGGCUCCAAGGGUGAACCUGGCAAGGGAGAGAUGGUGGAUUACAAUGGAAACAUCAACGAGGCGCUUCAGGAGAUCAGGACACUGGCCUUGAUGGGGCCUCCUGGUCUUCCUGGACAAAUAGGCCCACCUGGACCUCCAGGGACUCCAGGCCAAAGGGGAGAGAUUGGACUGCCAGGCCCUCCAGGACACGAUGGGGACAAGGGCCCUCGAGGAAAACCAGGAGAUAUGGGGCCUGCUGGCCCCCAAGGGCCCCCAGGAAAGGAUGGGCCUCCAGGAAUGAAGGGAGAGGUCGGACCCCCAGGGAGUCCAGGGGAGAAAGGAGAAACAGGACCAGCAGGCCCCCCGGGUCUAGAUGGCCCAACUGGGGAGAAAGGAGAACCAGGUGACGAAGGGAGGCCCGGAGCGACAGGAUUGCCUGGGCCCAUCGGGCUCCCGGGAUUCACAGGAGAGAAAGGAGAAGUUGGGGAGAAAGGUGACCCAGGAGUAGAGGUUCCUGGGCCACCAGGGCCAGAGGGUCCUCCAGGACCUCCGGGCCUCCAAGGUGUUCCUGGACCAAAGGGGGAAGCAGGCCUAGAUGGCACCAAAGGAGAGAAGGGUUCCCAGGGAGAAAAAGGAGACCGAGGGCCUCUGGGAUUGCCUGGAGCUUCAGGUUUGGACGGCAGGCCUGGGCCACCGGGUACUCCAGGACCAAUCGGAGUUCCAGGCCCAGCCGGACCAAAGGGCGAGAGGGGCAGCAAAGGAGACCCAGGGAUGACAGGACCAACGGGAGCAGCUGGGCUGCCUGGUUUACAUGGACCACCCGGGGACAAAGGAAACCGGGGGGAAAGGGGGAAGAAAGGCUCUAGGGGACCUAAAGGGGAUAAGGGGGACCAAGGAGCUCCUGGACUGGACGCCCCCUGCCCACUGGUAUGUCUCCGUUUCUCGUUGGCAUUGUUCUGAGUGUUUUUCCCACAGGGUUGCAGGUUGGAAACAAACAAGGCAGAUGCUCUGAGGUUAGAGCAGAGCUCCACAGAUGCCACCAAGCUUGCCUGUGCCUUGGCAGUCCUGCCUGCUGAGGGUGGGCCUCAGCGCCCCAGCUGCAAGCCAUUCUGCUAAACCCCUCAGCCUUUGAGUCCCUGCCCUUUGAAGAUUCAGAACAAUGGACGGCUGGAAGGAGAGGGACCCUGCAGGGUUUGGGUAGAAGGUCUCCGGCUCUGUCCCCAGCAUGCUUUGCAAACCCACGUAGUGUUUAUGGCACACAGAUUUGCGACCUUUGAGGCCUGCAGCUCUGGCUGUCUUGAGUCCUCACUUGGUCAGGAUGCAAGACACCAGAGUCAGUCUCCUGAAGGCCAUUGAGAGGCAAGACUGGGCAGAACCAGAUCAGACAAGGGGCUUUUCAUGCACUGCC